AUGAUUGAGGUUGUUCUUAACGAUCGCUUGGGGAAAAAGGUUCGAGUCAAGUGCAACGAGGAUGACACCAUCGGGGACCUCAAAAAGCUGGUGGCGGCGCAAACAGGGACACGGCCCGAUAAGAUCCGCAUCCAGAAGUGGUACACCAUCUACAAGGACCACAUCACACUAGCCGACUAUGAGAUCCACGACGGCAUGGGUCUGGAGCUAUACUAUAACUGA
This is a messenger RNA of Volvox carteri f. nagariensis, 222 nucleotides long. RefSeq lists its product as uncharacterized. NCBI's taxonomy places the organism in Eukaryota, Viridiplantae, Chlorophyta, Chlorophyceae, Chlamydomonadales, Volvocaceae. Bases 1 to 222 code for a protein of 73 amino acids. The transcript is spliced from 2 exons. The record is from RefSeq and is a predicted model, not a curated record. Gene Ontology annotation, biological process: mRNA splicing, via spliceosome; protein modification process. Gene Ontology annotation, molecular function: protein tag activity; protein binding. Gene Ontology annotation, cellular component: nucleus; cytoplasm.